AAGUACAAAGGUUUUUUUUUUUUAGCUACAAUCACCAAAACCUCUCUUUUCUGCUCCAAAAUUCUUCAUUCUCUGUAUCACAAGUCUCAGUUUAGCCUGUUUAAUCGGCCUCAGUUGUUGAAUCGAAGGAGAAAACAGCAGAGGAUAGAAAGAAUCAGUCACCAGAAAGAUGAAGACAACCAAAGGAGGCAAAGUUAUGAACCCUACCGAUGCUUAUCGCAAGGAGAUUCGCAAGCGCGAAUUGAAAAGGAACAAGAAAGAAAGGAAGAAGGUUAGAGAAGUGGGUAUCUUAAAGAAGGACCCGGAGCAACUAAAAGAUCAGAUUGAUAAAUUAGAAGUGAUGAAGGCUGAGGGUGCACUAGAUAAAGCGAGGAAACAUAAAAAGAGACAACUUGAGGAUACACUUAAUCUUGUUCUCAAGAAAAGAAAGGAAUAUGAAGUGAAAAUGAAAGAAAAAGGUGAAGAGCCAGUAAUGUUUAGUCACCUGGGCCCCCCUCGAAGGCGGACGGCUGCAGAAGAGGAAGAAAGGAUCAAAGACCCUAAACCUGAAGACUCCGUUUAUUAUCACCCUACACUGAAUCCUACUGGAGCUCCUCCUCCUGGAAAACCUCCCAUGUUUAAAUCAUUAAUAGGACCUAGAAUACCAUCAUCAGCUGCAUCAUCGUCAAAGUCAGAUGCAGAAGAUGACACUUUAUCAGCUCUUCCGCCACCGCCACCACCACCUCCAUUGCCCCCAACUGGUGAUGCAGAUUCUGUAGAUGGGUCUGUGAUUCCUGCAUCUUUACCUUUACCUCCUCCACCACCUAUGCCCCCAAAGCCUGCAAUGACAGACAUGGGUGCUUCAUUGCCAUUACCUCCUUUGCCCCCACCACCCCCUGGCCCCCCACCAAAGGAACAUAUCUCUGGCCAUCUUCCACUUCCUCCACCUCCUCCCCGACCUCUUCAUCAAUCUGCUCAACCUCCUCAUUCUGGCAUAGUUGGAAAUGAAAGGGAUAAAAAUCUUUCUGAACUGGAUGAAAUGUCUUCAACAGAGCAAAAUCAGGCCUCGUCCAUGCUUCCCCCACCACCUCCUCCACCAGGGUUGCCAUUAAAGUCAGAUGGCAUGCCUGCUGACUCUGAUGCUAAAGUUUUGGAAACAAAAGAUCAUCUUAAAUUACCUCCACCACCUCCACGGCACCCUUCAGGUCUUGGACCUGCCAUGGUCCCAACUUAUCAGCCUGAUGUAUUACCUCCUGGAAUAUCUCGGUUCCCUCCACCCCCGCCUCCAACUGAUAUGCGGCCACCACCUGGAAUUGCCAUCCAGCCUGCUCCUCCUGGAAUGAUGGUCCCUCUCUUGCCAAGACCACCUUUUGGACCUCCUCCACUAAUGAUGAGACCACCGCUUCCACCUGGUCCCCCUCCUUUUCAACAGGAUGGUGCUAGACUGCUUGCUCCUCAAAAGCCAUCAUAUGUCAAAUCAGCUGCUUCAACAGUUGUUAAGAGGCCUCUAGCUCAGCAUACACCAGAACUUACAUCAAUGGUCCCUGCAUCUGUGCGUGUGAGGAGAGAAUCUGCGCUCCCAAAACCCAAGCCAAAGUCAUCUACUGCGGUUACAAUCAACCAGCCUGCAGUAACUCCGCCUGUUGUCAAGCAUGAAUCUACAAGCACACCUGCACCAAAACCUCAAAGCAUUGAUGACUCAUAUACAGCAUUCUUGGAGGACAUGAAAGCUCUUGGUGCUCUCGAAGGAUGAAGUAACAUCAAAUAGGAGAAAGGAAGAGGAUGGCAUGCAGAGGAAACAAGUAGCUGUUGACAAUCUGAUGAGUUUGAUAUCUCUGUGACCAUGUCUUGUGCUACUCGAAUGUCCACAACUUUAUGGUGCUUUGAUGUAUCGACCAUCUCAUUCUUUCUUCGUGUGUAUGAUCUAUGAUUCAUCUGUAUUCUGAUUUUAUCUUCCUCAACAUUUUGUCGCCUCUAAUGAGCAGUUGAUAUGCGUUAGUCCAGAGGAAGUUGGAAAACAUAUUGUAAGAUGGAUUAUUUCAAGGAACUUUCUUUUGGCGCUGCUUC
Messenger RNA from Solanum pennellii, 2046 nucleotides. Its product is annotated as protein EARLY FLOWERING 5. The transcript is spliced from 9 exons. Gene Ontology annotation, cellular component: spliceosomal complex. The record is from RefSeq and is a predicted model, not a curated record. NCBI's taxonomy places the organism in Eukaryota, Viridiplantae, Streptophyta, Magnoliopsida, Solanales, Solanaceae. Gene Ontology annotation, biological process: mRNA cis splicing, via spliceosome. Bases 170 to 1732 code for a protein of 520 amino acids.